AUGUCCACGACCUGGUAUAUGGCCUCGACAAUCCUCACUGCCAUGGGGUCCAUUUGGCUCACUCUAUCUCUGAUCUUUGUCUGCUCGAUUGUCAGAUCCUACAAGAAUUUGAUCUUUCGGAAACAAAAAGGCACAUCUAGCCUAGAGAACAUACUACCUGAACUUGAAGCAAUGAGAGGGUAUCAUGAGACCGCUGAUCUGUUACAGCAUUUGGUUGAGUUUGACGGUGCAGGCAGCUGGCCUCCUCAAGCCUCUCACGGUAAAGCGUGGCCCGCAGCACUUCGCCCAUACCAUGACAUCUAUCUCAAGCUUGCAAAAUCAUUAUCCACGGCAGAUGUAUCACUUGACACGGAAAUCCACUCCAGUCGACGUUUUGAGUAUCGAGCACAGAUGCGAGAUCUAUUGCACGAGAAGAUUGAUUUGUCAGCUGUGGAGGAUAUCCUGUUGGCUGCUGAGGCAGGGGAUUGCUCUGUAUUCUCAGCAAAAGCAUACAAUGGCUUCUAUGCGUGCAUUGCAGUCUCACGCCAUGCUUUCAGAUGGGGCACGAUACCCGUGGUGAAGGUCGCACAGGAGGAAAAGUUAAUUGACUUUCCUCCUGAGCUUGACCUUCCCUGGAAUUUCAUCCAAAGACGGUACAACAUAAAGUCACAAGGAGGCAACGUCACGUCAAACUACCUCUGCAAUUUCAGCACAGAGGGGCAGAUUGUCUACGAGAUCAAUAGCGGCAUGACCGAGAGUAUCAGAUCAGCUGAGUACAACUUCGCACAUAUAUUCGUCGCUAUGGAACAACUGGCACUACCAAUAUACCAUAAUCUUAUAAAAUCUAUAACAUAUUACGAACAAGGUCAGAGAGAGGCAUGCGUUGGCUGUCUCAAGGUUAUCAGAACACAUCUACCACAUGCCUUGGAUACAUAUCGCAGCGCGCUAGUCGACUCUAAGAUACCUCAUAGCCUAUGGAUGCCUUACGUGCAAGGAUUUCAGGCGUGGGGUGCGGGAGAGAUCAUAGACGGCACUGAUGUCGAGUAUGAUGGUCUUUCAGGUAAUCAACAACCAUUGUUUCAUUUCAUCGACGCCUUCCUUGGAAUUGACCCUUACCUUACUGAGGAAUCACUUGAGCGAUACAUACAUGCUUCUCAAAGAAAUUUGAGCAUAGCCUUGAGAAAGCAUAGCUUCAGGCAGAGGGCAAUUCUGGCGGGACAUAAAGAGAUUGAGGCUGAGAUGGAGAAGAUCAAAAAUCACAUACGGAACUUCAGAGCAGCUCAUCGAGCCCGAAUACAUCCAUAUCUCAGCAUUUCUGCCCCCGAGAGAAUGAUAAUGACUGCGGGAAAAUCUGUCCUGGAAAGCAGUGCAGUCAACAAUCUUAAGGCAGCGCUCAGUUUUCUGGAAGCCUUCCUUGUGAAGAGACAAAAGGAGACAGUUUGA
This is a messenger RNA of Penicillium pulvis, 1422 nucleotides long. RefSeq lists its product as uncharacterized. The coding region runs from base 1 to 1422 and encodes 473 amino acids. Gene Ontology annotation, molecular function: indoleamine 2,3-dioxygenase activity; heme binding; metal ion binding. The record is from RefSeq and is a predicted model, not a curated record. Gene Ontology annotation, cellular component: cytoplasm. Lineage: Eukaryota; Fungi; Ascomycota; Eurotiomycetes; Eurotiales; Aspergillaceae. The transcript is spliced from 4 exons. Gene Ontology annotation, biological process: 'de novo' NAD+ biosynthetic process from L-tryptophan.